Leptopilina heterotoma is the source of this 1355-nucleotide messenger RNA. RefSeq lists its product as uncharacterized. The transcript is spliced from 8 exons. The coding region runs from base 1 to 1134 and encodes 377 amino acids. The record is from RefSeq and is a predicted model, not a curated record. NCBI's taxonomy places the organism in Eukaryota, Metazoa, Arthropoda, Insecta, Hymenoptera, Figitidae.
AUGGCGGUCGAUGCAGUAAAUUAUCAAUUUGCUAUCGUAUUAUUUAAUGAUAAUACUGUAGAAAUAAUUCGCACUGACUGGGCUGAACUUGACGCGAAUGGAGAUGUGACAAGAAGCUUCUUCCCCUCAACAAAAAAUAAGAAAUUUCUUCAGGAUAUAUUGAAAAAUAAUCCCAUCCCAGAUAUAAAUUGGACAAACGAAGGUGAAAUGUGGCCUGUCAAAAAAACAUAUCGCUACUUUGAAACGUUAGAAGAGGCAGAAAAGAAUGUGGAGUAUUAUAUAAACCUAAGCGAUGUCGAGACAGACGACGAGAGAAAUCGUGAAAAAAUGAAAAAAUCAAGACAUCAACGUGCGAUUAAAAAUCCAUCUAACAGUGAUACGGACACCGAAUAUGAAGCUUCAAAAGCUGUAAAGAAAGAAAAAUUUGUGGCCUUAACUUCUUCAGAGGGAAACAAGAAAUUUAAAUUAACAUUUCAUCCCACUAUACCGGUUGAAAAAAUUGAUUUGGAUACAUCUUCGGCAUCUGCGAAGAUAGAGGAAGCCUUAACAGCUCCAAUCAAUGCAAAACCGCAUUCAAAUGCAGUUCUUAAUCUUGCUGACUUAGAUGCAUAUCAGAAAGUUAUGUUGACAAAAGUCACAAAAAUAGAAGUGUCUGUAGAUUUACUUGGUCGAAUGGCAAAAUCAAAUGGUAGCAAUACUAUUGUAAACGAUGUGACUUAUUCAUUUAUGCAUAAGGGGGAAGAGUUAAAAAUGUUUCCUCUAAAAAGUAAAGAGGAUUUUGACAGAACUGACCCUAAACUUGUACUAGACUCCGAAUUGUACAAAAUAGUUUACAGUGCGCUGAAGAAUGUAGGAAUAUAUAAUACACCCAGUUUAACAGUGUCAGCAAUGAUGGAGAAUGUAAUGACUUUCAAUCUGGGAAAGGAGUAUUGUUUAUCAGGAAAAAACAAGGAGAAACACAAAUUCAGCCUUACAAAUCUCUACAAGUUAAUUUCCAAAGCUGCUCUGGACUUAUUAAAGUGCAAGAAUGAAUCAAACAAGUCCAUUGAUGGUUUUCUUAGCAAUUGGCUAUCAAAUUGCACUCUCAGGAGUCGCAGACAAGAGGCUUCUGUACCAAAUGUAAUGGAAUUAUGAAAAUGAUUAUUUUUACAUAAAAAAUUUCCUUAAAAAGGGGUAUGAAUAUCUUUCUAAUGCUCGUAAACAAGUUCCCAGGAAAAGGGGGCUAUGAGUUACGUCCACUACAGGUCUGUUCAAAAAGUGGACAUCCAAUCUAAGAUGAAUUCUUAUUAUUAUUCUUUACCAUUGUACACGAAAUAUAAAUUUUUUUUGCAAUAAAAUAUUUGCAAAUAAAACUA